Molecule: messenger RNA, 369 nt
Organism: Fonsecaea pedrosoi CBS 271.37
Lineage: Eukaryota; Fungi; Ascomycota; Eurotiomycetes; Chaetothyriales; Herpotrichiellaceae
Exons: 1
Coding region: 1-369 (122 amino acids)
Source: RefSeq, a predicted model, not a curated record
AUGUCUACCAUUGUGUCGCCUGGUACCCUCGAGAUUGAUGCUCGGCUGGUUGAGAUUGUCCGGGUGGUUGUACACACCCCAGGACCUGCCGGUCCGACCACUAGCGACAAUCACUGGUCCAUAUAUCUCGUUCUUGUCGGCAGUCAAGGAUCGAUUCGAAUCAACAUGAGAGCCGACCCGGGCUUCAUCGACGGCAUUUUGGAGUGGACACAACAGCUUUAUCUGCUCAGUACCUCGGCCAUUCGAAAAUGGGAUUUCCCGCGGGCAAAAUUCUUCAGAGUUUGUGAUGUUGCAAAUCACAUUCGUGACGCUCGUCGCUUUCGAUAUGACAUGUCGGGCGGCGGCUCCGGAUGCCGUUACUGGGUGUAA